CUGGCUCGGGUAUCAACAGCAGUGGCUAGGCGAAGUUGCCAUCUCCGUCAAUGUUGACGAAGGUCCAUGUGUACCAAUCGGCAAUGCAUUUGAUUCGGAACUGAUGCUAAGAAUCCUUCCUCUGGGAGCCUCGAUUGUGUACGGGUACGAGUCCACUGACGGGAACGGCUUCCGAGCCUCUUUGAGAGAACAGCUUAUUGCAAAUAAUGCUGCAGUAAAUUUUGUUGGAGAAUUACAAGCGGGUACUAUGCUCGACAACGAUGUCGAAGGGUGGACUGGUUAUCGCAUUGAUCAAGUUGCCGUCAAAGCGGAGAAUGCCCUACCUUGGCUGCCUAAUCUUGUCAUCAUUCAUGCUGGUACAAACGACGCCUUGCAAAAUUAUGAAGUUAGCACUGCACAUGAAAGGCUCGGCUCUCUGCUUGAUCGGAUCUUGAGCGCGGUGCCAGGAACAGUCAUCUUAGUCUCAACAAUAAUACCAAACACCGAUGCUCCCACAGAAGCCAACAUUGAAAUCAUCAAUUCCAACAUUCAAGCUAUGGUUCAGUCUCGUGUAGCUGCUGGCUCUCUCAUUCAACUGGUCGACAUGCACAAUGGAUAUAUCACCACAGCCGACCUAAACUCUGGUGGAACUCAUCCCACCGACGAGGGCUACGUCAAGAUGGCCAAUGUCUGGUAUGGAGGCAUCCAACAAAUCUACGCCAAUUGCUGGCUCACUCCUCCUGCUGUCGUCGCCGGUCUGAAUGACAGUGUUGGGACGGGUAUCAGAGAUACCACCUGCGAAAAGAUACCCGGCAAUGCAAUUGGUCCAGUACUUACUCAGGAGGGAUCUGGCAAUCAAGAUGGAGGAUAUGUGCAUAUUGGGACUCUCCUGGGUGAUAUGAGUAAUCUCUUCACAAAUAUCUGGUCACCCACGUACGAAUACGAUGCUAUAGGAACUUAUUGGGCAGACAUCGACGGAGAUGGAGUCGACGAUUUUGUCUACAUUGGGGAAGAUUUAUUCAUGGGAGUCGCUAUCAACUAUGGGGUUUUUGAUGACUUCAGUCCCAUUCUCAACAUUUCUACGAACAUGCCAUGCUUGCGUCGAGGUGUCAGAAUGGGAGACUUGAAUGCAGAUGGUCGUGACGACUUUUUCUGUCUCACAUAUCCAGAUGGUGCGCUUGUAGCAUGGCAAAAUACACCAGGGUCGGACGUUCGUAGUCCAAAUUGGGUCUCUCUGGGGGUCAUCUUCAAUGCUGUUGCUGGCUGUCAACAAUACCAGAUCAGAUUAGGUGAUAUCGACGGCGAUGGGAGAAUUGAUUACAUGUGUGUUGACCCUACUACUGGAGAUAUCCAUGCAUGGAGAAACGGAGGGCAGGGAGUUGCGCCAGCGUACUGGCAAGAUUUGGGAAUCAUCUGGACUGGUGGCAAUAUGGGAGACAUUGCUGGUUUUAGAUUUGUCGAUAUAAAUGGCGACGGACGAGACGAUCUACUUUGGGUUAGCAACACUGGAGCCGUCACAACUUGGAUCAAUCAGCGCGGCUGGACCCAAGGCUACGCACCUUACUGGGUCAGUGCUGGAGUCACUCACUCUGGAGGCAACACUGGCGUUACGAACCGCACUCAAGUUGUCUUCGGGUGGGUAGCCACUCAUAAAGAAUACAUAACGUGGCCAGAUUACGACGCCGUCGGGGCAGAUUAUACUACCGCUUUCAGUCAAAUAACGAGCGCUGGUUCAAAACCUUUUUACAGCAUAAAUAUCACGAUGUGGAGGAAUGGUGGUCACGGUGGCUCAAGACAGAAAGGUGACGGAGAUCGUUACUGUGAUAUGAGAGGCACGGGAUCAGACGACUAUGUUUGGAUGGAGAAAGAUGGAAAUCUGACUUUAUAUGGCAACUUCCAUGAGCCUCCUUAUUGGCUGCAUUAUGGCCAAAUCUUUUCACCUGGAGGAUUUCUGAUGACCCAGCGAGUUCGGAAAGAUAUACACUUGGCUGACAUGACCGGCGACGGGAAAUGCGACUUUCUUAUAGUCGACAAGUACACUGGAUAUGUUCAUAUGAUACGUAACGAUUACUCAAAGGCCACCGAUACGUUUGCAUGGACAGAUGUCGGCCGGAUCUUCAAUGGAGGUGGCUGCACAAACCAUUAUGGUGUCGGUCUUUUUGACCUCGGAGUGAGAUUUGCCGAUAUUGACGGAGACGGAAUCGCAGACUACCUCUGUUUGGACUUGAACGGUCGCACAACAGCUUGGUUGAACAAAGGGGCGAACAACUUCAUAUCACAAGGCCAAGUCAAAUUCUCAGAAGGCGCCGACAGAGCCAGCAUUCGAUUCGCUGAUAUUAAUGGCGACGGAAGAGCCGAUUAUCUUUGGGUAGACAAGUUUGUUGGUUCAGUACGAGCCUGGACCAACGAAGGACCUGGUGAUCCAUCAGCCAACCAGGGUAGCUCAAUUCACUGGAAUCCUGUUGGUGCUGUAGCUGUAGGAGGAACUUUGAGAGGCGCAUGCAUUAACUUUGGGAACCUUUAUGGAGAAGGAAGAGCAGACUAUAUUGCAGUCUACCCGCUCACCUCUAUAGCCAAUACUUGGUUUAAUGUCUGUCCUAACAGCAAUAAUCCGCCCAUGACAAUUCUACCUCCUUUGCCAGGUGAUCCUUAUGCUAAGAGGAUGGAACCGUCUGGCAACCAGACUCUACUUGUGGAACGAAUGGAUAUGCCGAUCAACGCAGAUGUGAGUCGAUUUACAGGAUGA
Messenger RNA from Hyaloscypha bicolor E, 2725 nucleotides. RefSeq names its product carbohydrate esterase family 3 protein. NCBI's taxonomy places the organism in Eukaryota, Fungi, Ascomycota, Leotiomycetes, Helotiales, Hyaloscyphaceae. Gene Ontology annotation, molecular function: phosphatidylcholine lysophospholipase A1 activity. Bases 104 to 2725 code for a protein of 873 amino acids. The transcript is spliced from 17 exons. The record is from RefSeq and is a predicted model, not a curated record.